This is a messenger RNA of Thunnus maccoyii (southern bluefin tuna), 5538 nucleotides long. It is a transcript of the gene wdr97, whose product is annotated as WD repeat domain 97. Lineage: Eukaryota; Metazoa; Chordata; Actinopteri; Scombriformes; Scombridae. The coding region runs from base 527 to 4474 and encodes 1315 amino acids. Gene Ontology annotation, molecular function: protein binding. The transcript is spliced from 21 exons. The record is from RefSeq and is a predicted model, not a curated record.
UGAACUCACUGUCCUUAAUGGUAGCUACAACCCAGUUUUUAACCACAGGGACACUUUUUAAAUAUUGUUUGAUUUAAAAUAAAGCGAGAAAGGACUUUCUGAGACCAUUUUGCAGCUUGAAGUUGUGCGACCUGCAGCCAUGGAUGUUGCUGAGCGACGCGUUGCCAGGCAACAAAGCCUGACCUCUUCGACGCUGGGAGCUAAACUUUUAACGCACUUUAUGUUGGCUUAGUUCAGUGUUUUUAGCUAAAUUAACUAUAAAAUACAGACCAGCUGCUGCACUUGCUAAAUAACAACUAGUUAAUGGAAGGUAAACAGAAAGUUUAACUUAGUUUUAGACUGAUACCUGCAGUAUAAAUCUUCAUAGUAGUGAUUUACAGCAGGUUAGCGUUUGUGAAUAUGAGGAUUUAGCCCAAGAAGUAGCUAAAAGUGCCAUGGACAAUUAAAUGCCACAUACCGCAGCCACAAGCAAAAAGCACAUUUUUAUUGAGGAAGUGCAAAAGGUCCUGCCUAGGAAGUUGAGGAGAUGGUGGCCCCAGGAGAGGAGAGCAGAACAACAACAGUGCUCCUUCCUAGUCCAACCCUGAGGCUGCAGUCUCAAGGGAUAAGGACAUCAAAUGGGAGGAAGCUGGGAAAGCAGAAUUCGCUCAGCUGUGACGUGAAGGAAGCUACAGGCAAGGUAAUACACUCAAAGAGCAAGCAGCAUGUGUUCACUCACGGCCUCCACCGCCUUCAACAUUUCUCUUAUGACAGCCCUGUGCGUUACAUGAUGUAUUCUGAGUCCGCAGCAGUAUUCAUUAGCCUCCACUCAGACAACACAGUCUGCCUCUACAAACUUGAUGGCCACAAGCGGACUUCUUUACUCCACUCAACACGUUUCUCAUUCAUGGGCCUGACUGCUACAAAGGUGUCUGGCUGUCUGGUGGGCUGGGGCCCGGGGCCUGUUUUCACAUUUCUAGAUAAGGAUUUACAGCCCCUGGAGGCUGCUCAUGAUGCUCUGGACAUACGUAUGUGUCAGGCUGCGGAGCACUCUACAGAGCUGGUGACCGCAGGUGUGGGGAACGUGUGUGUGUGGUCGGUGAUGCUCAUGAGGUGUAAGAUGAAGAUAACGGAGGGGCUGGAGAACAGAACUUUCACUCAGAUGGCCUUGGCUGCCCCUCGAUCUGACAGGCCCCACAGGGCCUUCGUUGUGAGUGGGCGAGUCGUGACGGUGGUCGACCUCAAAGCUGGGAAGGUUUUGGAGCACAAGAAGGAUCUUUGCUCACGGGAUAUCACUGCAAUAGUGUACUGCUCUCACCUGGACUAUUUGAUCAUUGCAUCUCAAGAGCUGUCCAUCAGAGUCUGGGGUCCAAACUGGGAGCUACGUGUGGCUUUUGUAGGACAUAAUGGUGUGGUGAACUCACUGUUCUACUGCUCUGAAUUACAUAUGCUACUAUCAGCCUCUGUGGAUUGCACGAUCCGUUGCUGGGACUUGGAGGAGGGUGAUGUGGUCGAGUGUGUACACACGGAGCAGAAAACCCCUCCAUUAUGCAUUGGCGGCAGUAGAAAGGGAGAUACCUUCUUCUCUUUCUCUCACCAGGGAGUGGACUUCUGGGCCAUCAGAAGCUUGUACACCCUCCACUGUAAACUGGGAGGUGACAAAAGAGUCGCAUUGAGACAAAUCCUAGUCUCACCCUUCCCUGCUCCUUUCCCUACACGAGUCCUCUGUGUCAGCGGGGACAGUGAUAUCGCUCUGGUGGCUGUAGAAACAGGAGCAGUGUUAACUUCUUUCAAGGCAGAGCAGAGGAUUUUGUGUGCUGACUACUGCCUGCACAAAGAGAUUCUGUUGGCCCUGACUGAGGCAGGUACAGUGCUCCAGGCCAACACAUUAACUAAUCCAAUCACUUUAAUGCAAGAGUGGCAGGGGAGAGGCCAGGGCCCCUGGCAGAUGAGGGACCAUGUGACAGAAAAUGACGCCCAGAAUCUGCCAAUCCCUGGUCUGGCUUGCUGCCUGGCACUCUACAGUUAUGUGGCUGAAACACAGGGAGCCCUUGAGGACUGGAGUAGUUUGCAGGAGAGAAGAGGAUGCAGUCAGAGAAACAAGGCAGCUCUGGAUGAUGCCAAGAAUAAGUUUUUGAUAAUGCUUGGCCAAAGUGGAGGCUGUGUGAGCAUUUUGAAACUGGAUAAUGGGAAGGUGUUGUACAGGACGCCAGCACACAGUGGCCAGAGAGUCACCGCACUGCAGGCGUACCCUGAGAAUGGCUGCCUACUCUCCUCAGGUGAAGACAUGACAGUGGUAGUGUGGAGGGUGAACCCCUACGUCCAGGAGUGUCUCAGCAUACAGCUGAGCCUGCACUGUGGCCAACCUCAAAUCUACCUGGCAGUGCUGGGGCCCCAGCUGGCCCUGACCUUUCAAGAGCCCAGCAGUGGCACCUACAGCCUGACGCACAUCAACCUGCUCAACCAGAGACGGACUGAUCAUCCACCCAGGGAAGGACAUUUAGACCACUUCACAGGACUGUGUGUGUGUCCUGAUCUGGAGGUGUUUGUGUCCAGCAGUCUAGAUGGGACAGUGCGUAUCUGGAACGAGGAGAAUCGCCUCAUCAGGACAUUCCAGCUGAAUGCAGUGCCUGAGUGUGUGGCUUACAGUGGAUUUAGAGGAGAAAUGUUCCUGGCCAUCGGAGGGGACCUGUACAGGAUGAGCUGUGCAAAUUUUCUGCCACACAACUACCAACAAAUGCUCCUUUACACCUACAAUGCUGAGCCUAUUCCUGACUUUCCUAUCCUCACGAAGGAAAAGAAAGAUAACAAAAUGAAUAUCGAUGCAAACAGAACUGCUAGCAGAGCCAAAGAUGAGGAAGAGGAAGCAAUUGCCAGCAAUCGAUUAAUGACUGAAGACGUGUGCAGACAGAAGCAGGAUGAAGGCUUAGUGACCUCAAACAUGGACCUCACUGCACUCCUACUAGGCACAGUAAAGUGCAAAAAAGAAAAGCCUGCCAGUACAAAGGAAACCAGGAGAGAGGCCUUUGAUCACUACAUGAAAAUAAUAUAUAGGUUGCCUGCCAAUAUUAAGAUUGAGUUGGAGGACACAUUUGACCCAAAUAAACUGUCAUUUUAUCCUGAACCAUAUGAGAAAAAGCCCUACAAACCCCCCAGCAAACCACCCAGCAGACCCCCCAGCAAACCCCCCAGCGAACCCCCUACAUUAGAGAAGGUCGUCCGCCCUAAAUUAAACAUUCCAGUGAAUGUGGAAAAGAAGAAAUGCGAGGAAAAAAUGGCUCCAGUAAUAAACUCUAAACCAAAGACCCCGGUGAAAGUCAAGCCACAGCCUGUUAUAUUGGUUGACAAAGUUAUCCCAGAGAAACCUGUCAUAGUGGAGAAGGAGGAAGAGUCUCAGGAGAUCAUUCCUCCAAAAGAGCAACCUAAACCCACCCUAAAACCUCCUACUCCACCUGCUCGUCCUGCUCCACCUGCUCGUCCUACUCCACCUGCUCGUCCUACUCCACCUGCUCACACCCCUGAGGUGCCGGCGUUCCUCAAACAGUUUACAGAUGCAGGCUGGUUUAAAGACUUGUACCAUGAUAAUAAGAGUAUCCCAAGCAGCUUGUCUCCAGAGGAUUUCUCUCUGCAACUUCUCCGGUAUCUAAACACCUGCAGUGCUCCGUCCAAGAUUAAGAUCCUCGCUGCCCUGCAGGCACUGCACAGCCAGGGUCUCAUACCGAAUACAGACAAGCUUUACCAAGACCUCAUUGACUUGGUGCCCAAAUUUGCGAGACCUAACAUGUCAGCAGGGGAGCGGGCCACGCUUUAUGAAAUGUUGAAUCUGUUGAUGCGCCUGAAAUCUGCCAACUACAAUCUCAUGAUAAAACUUCUCACUCUCCUGGCCUAUAAAAAACUGCGUCUCCGGGAGACAAUCCUGCGCAUGCUGACAGCAUUAGGUGUGGAUGAGGCUGAGGAGUGGCUGUGGCCGGAGCUGGAGAGCUGGGACUCUGAGCUGCAGAAACAGUCUGACAUCUGGAAGAGCCUCCAUGGCAGAGCGGAUUGUUGGCUGGAGUUAUGGAUCACCAAAUACAAAGGACAUAACAAGCAUCUGUUCCUCAAGAGUACAGCAAAGUGUAAGCCACCAGCCUUCACCGUUGUGGAAGUGCUGAAUUACUUCUGCUCUGUCCAAAAAGAGGAGUACAAAAAGGCCCAAUAUGUCGCACCCACUGGUCAGAAAAACACAGUACUUUUGCCCUUGUAUGACUGUAGCUCCCAACCAAUCCUCCGUCUAGGAGAGACUUACAGCAUGGCCAGGAUACGCAGACCCCCGGGUAUAAUUCUGCCUCCUCUGCAAAGUCGCCCCUUUCUCAUGCACUUUCCAAAUUUCAUCUCUUUGCCGUUACCUCGAGUCACUCUGAGCCCCUUUCACAUCUCCUCAGACGAGGACUGGCUGAAGGCCUCACCUCACCGCUACUUCAUUCAGCAGCAGUCUUAUGUGGACUACUAUAGAUGAUGCCUUUUACCUUCUGUAACAUUCCCGUUAACACCGGAUGAGCUCUAACAAACAUCAUAUUAAAAUGUUACUUUUGGCAAUUAAAAUGACUCUUUAAACUUUGCUGUAGGAUUGAUUUAUUGUCUGAAUCAGCAUAUAAAUGCAUUCAUGUGGUACAAGAGUGAUUUGGUACGUUCAUUUCCUGAUGCUGGUGGUACGUAGGACUCAUUAAAAAAGUUGAAAAAUCAUAAUCCUUACCCUUUUUAAACACAUAUUGAAGAAAUAUAGCAGGACAAGUUUGUAAAAUAAAGCAGCACAAACAUGAAUACAUCAUCAGUGAAUGAAAAAACAAAACGCAGUCAAUAAGUACGCAAGUCAGAGGAACCUAAAUAUUUUGCAGUUACAAUCAUUUCCUAUUUAAGGAAAAUUAUGCAAAUAUUUAGCAAACAUUCACCAUAAAGUCAGACACUCAAACAUACGAGAACAAUGGUUACUGUGCAGUACGCACGCAGUAGCUCAUCAGAUAUUUGGAUAAUUACCUCGUAUAUAGAAAAGUAGGCAGACAGAGUGUAAACUUCCCAACUAUCUUGCUGACCUGAUUGUAAAGCAUGAACUCAUUUUUGGUACAAAAUCAGCAGCGAUUAAUAUGCACCAAUUCCAUUCAUACAGUCGUCAAGUGAACAUAUUGAUUGACCUUUUGAUUAAAGUGUUGUAUACCUGUAUUAUCUCUGCCAAGAAGUAAGGUUAUAUCAUCACCUCCUUCUGUCUGAGUGCAUGUGACCAAUAAAUCUUGAAAACUGCACAUUCCCAUAUUCCACAAAGAAGAAACCUUAUUUCACGCUCUGCUGUCAGCUCAUUGAGCCGAACCUUGAAAUCCAUUUUCAAAAUUAGCCUCUAAACCGUAAGUCAUAAACACACAAUAUCGGCUGAUCACAUGCUCCCAACAAGAAUAAACCCUUCAAUUUGUUGAUCCAAUGACCUUUUCCCUAGUGCCACGGUAACAGGGAUAUUACAGAGCCUUGGCUGAUGUCUGCAUUGUAGAUUGCUGUCUUGCUACUUUGUUCCAUUUACAUGUUUUUAACAGA